AUGGUUUCUUCCGAAUCCCAGCCGUCGGCGCCAUCCGAACCCGCCCCAUCUGUACCAGCCGACGCUGGCUCCCCGGUCACCGCGCCCAUUGUGGUCGAUAACUUUAGCAGUGACAGCAACAGCGAAUUCGACAAUGAGCUGUCCGAUCUCACAUCCCUGUCGUCCAGUGUCCUCGAGUUUGAGUAUGAAAAUGGUCGGCGGUAUUGCAGUACCCGCUCAAGGCUCAUGGCUGGCAAUACUGACCACGUUAGGAUGCCGAACGAUGAGGAGGAACAGGAUCGAAUGGAUAUCACACAUCAUAUAUGGCUGAUGCUGUUGGGAGGCGAGCUCUACAAUGCUCCUGUCGCAAAAUCAGCCCAGAACAUUCUUGACUUGGGAACCGGAACAGGCAUUUGGCCUUUAGACAUGGCCGAGAAAUUCCCCAAUGCCCACAUCAUUGGGAACGACAUCAGUCCGAUUCAGCCGAGCUGGGUAGCCCCAAAUAUCGAGUUCAUCAUGGAAGAUUUCGAAAACGAAUGGUUGUAUGAGGAAAAUCACUUUGACUUUAUCCAUGCACGAUGCCUGGCAGGAUGCGUAGCCGACUGGCCCGGUUUCAUCCGCCGGAUUUUCGACCACGUCAAACCCGGCGGCUACUUUGAAUCACACGAGAGUGCUGUGUGGGCCCGUAGCGACGACGGUUCCCUCAAAGCAGACUCCGCACUCAUGGAAUGGCAGCAGGCCAUUAACUUUGCCGGCGAACAGACCGGCCGCGACCUGAACAUCUACCAUAAGCUCAAGGACUGGAUGAUUGCAGCCGGCUUUGAGGACGUGACCUUGCAAGUCUACGCGCUGCCGUUCUCACCCUGGCCGCGCGAUCCCCACCUGAAGGCUCUGGGGAAGUACCAGGCAGUGCAGUUGCAGCAGGCUAUCGAUUCUUAUUCACUGCGCUUGUACACACAGGUGCUAGGCUGGAGUUCUGAAGUAGCCAAAAUUCACAAUGCUGUGGUCAAGCGGGAGCUACGGGAUAAAAAGUUACACGCUUAUGUUCAAACAGUCGCUGUGCAUGGAAGAAAGCCUCUUCGCUUCUAA
Penicillium nucicola is the source of this 1068-nucleotide messenger RNA. Its product is annotated as class I SAM-dependent methyltransferase. Lineage: Eukaryota; Fungi; Ascomycota; Eurotiomycetes; Eurotiales; Aspergillaceae. The transcript has 8 exons. The record is from RefSeq and is a predicted model, not a curated record. Gene Ontology annotation, molecular function: methyltransferase activity. Bases 1 to 1068 code for a protein of 355 amino acids.